Messenger RNA from Striga hermonthica, 1662 nucleotides. NCBI's taxonomy places the organism in Eukaryota, Viridiplantae, Streptophyta, Magnoliopsida, Lamiales, Orobanchaceae. The record is from the annotation of a GenBank genome assembly.
AUGUCUAACUGGGGAACCAAACACCAUCAACUGCUUGUUCUCCUUCCCACUGUGCUGAAAUCCCCACCUCUGAAAGUGCUUUCUCUCUUUUCGCCCUUGGAGCUCGAAAAACUCGACCACACGCACCAAUCCGUAUCUAUAGCCAUCAGCCACCUUCUCUCUUCCAGCAUGCUCCAGCAAGCUCAAUCUCUUGUCAUCCGGUUACUUACGGGCAAGAUCACGUCUCCACUGUUCACCAUUUCAUCUCUACUUUCGGACUUGACUCGUAAUUCACAGGAAGCCCUCAUGUAUGAAACCAUCAUCGAUGCUCAUGUGAAAGCCGAGCAGCCGACUGGCAGAGUCCUUUACCUGUUUGAUGAAAUGAUUGAUAAAGGGCUUGUGCCGAAACCAGUUACAUUCAAUGCAAUGCUGAAAAGUCUUAUAGAAGGCAAUGAUUUUGAAAAGGCAUUGUGGCUUUUUGAGAAAAAUAAGGGACGGUUUGGAUAUGAUGCAUAUACUUUCGGAAUUUUAGUGAAGGGCUGUUGCAAGAAUGAGAAUUUGGAUAGAGCAUUCAAAGUUUUGACGGAAAUGCGUGAAAUGGGAUUUAGUCCUACUGUGGUCGUGUACACUACGUUGAUUGAUGGCUGCUUCAGGAAGGGAGACGUCGAGAGGGCGAAAAAAUUAUUUUCUGAAAUGGGUGAUCUGGGCUUGGUUGCUAAUCAACACACAUACACUGUUAUGAUAAAUGGGUUUUUCAGGAAAGAUUUCAAUAAAUUCGGAUUUGAGCUUUAUGAGAGAAUGAAGAGUGAAGGGGUGCUUCCUGACUUGCAUACUUAUAACUGUGUACUCAAUGCAUACUGUAAAAAUGGCGAAAUGCACAAAGCGUUUGAACUCUUUGACGAGAUGAGUCAUAGAGGGGUGACAAGCAAUGUUGUGACUUACAACAUUUUAAUCGAGGGACUCUGUUUAAAGAGCGAAAUGAGAGAGGCUAAUCGAUUAGUGGAUGACAUGCGAAAGUUUGGUUUGAGCCCGAAUAUAAUCACUCUGAACUCGUUGAUAGACGGGUACUGUCGUGCUGGGAAGUUAAACAAAGCUCUAAGUUUGUUUGACAAUAUUAAAUCUUUCGGUUUGUCUCCUUCAAUAAUCACAUAUAACGUAUUGAUUGUGGCAUGCGCUAGAAAUCAGGAUCCUCAACGGGUUAUGGAGUUUGUGCGCGAGAUGGACGAGAGAGGCAUUCACCCCUCGAGGGUCACAUACACCAUACUUAUUGAUUUCUUUGCUAGAUCAAACAUGGACAAGGCACUUCAGGUCCUUGACAACAUGAAGAAAAAUAAUAUAGCUGCAGACGUUUGCACUUACGGAGCUUUGAUAAAUGGGUGGUGUAGCCAAGGAAAUAUGAGGGAGGCAUCGAAAUUAUUUAAAAUGAUGGCGAACAAAGGAGUCGAGCCGAAUGAUGUGAUAUACAAUACAAUGAUUUAUGGGUACUGCAGAGAAGGCAGCUCGUAUAAGGCGCUGAAGCUGCUAUGUGAAAUGGAUGAAAAGGGGAUGAGGCCUAAUGCAGCGAGUUACAACAUGACGAUUCAAGUGCUUUUGGGUGAUGGAAAAUGUGAAGAGGCUGAUAAUCUUCUUGCAGGCAUGAUAAAGUCUGGGAUAAGACCUUCUAAUAAUCUUUCAGUAGGGUGA